AUGUCGUCUCACAAAGAUGAGCUUCUCGCUAAGAAGGCGCGCCUCGCCGAACUUAAACGCCAGCGGGCAUUGCGCGAAGAACAGUAUUCCUCCGGUCGUCAUAGUAUUGGAGAGGCUCCCUCCCCAAGCAGGACAGCAGAGGAGCGUAAAUCCGAGAUCGACCACUUGGUGUCUACGCUGAUCGGGCGUCAACGAGAUUCAACUGCUUCGGAUAGCAGGAGGGCGAGUCGACCGUCCUCUAUCCAAGGCACCGGGCAGAUAACUCCUCAGUCCGAUGUUGAACCAUCACCUCGGAUAUUAAUGCAAUCUAUCUCCACCCAAACCGAUUCUUCUCCUACCUCAUUUCCCGUCUACGAGGAUUCUUCCACCAGUGAACCCGCUGCCCCCAAACGUGAAUACAUUACCUAUACCAAGGGUGUACAGACAGAGCCAUAUGUCGAGGAUACCACUAAGUCACAGGCCACGUCAGACGACGAACUACCUGUCCGUUCCAGAAAGCGGCUCAGCAGGAGGGAUCAGGAAAGAGACGAGGAAAUAAGAGUCAGCCUGCGCAAGGAGAUCGAAGAUGAGCUGAGGGCCACCCUCAACAGAGAGUCUACAAUUUCAUUGUCGGCCUCCUCUCAACAACGCUUCCCUCUUCGAACAUUGACCAACACCGAGUUGAAUGCUGUCGUUGGAUCCUCUGAAUUUGUCUCUUUUGUCGAGCGUUCUUCCAAAGUUAUUGAGCGAGCCUUGGACCUGGACGAUGAAUACGAUCUGUUGACUGAUUAUACCCGAACAUCGAGCCUGGAUGACGAGGAUGAUACGAGUUAUGCACGAUCCAAUAAAAAGUCUCAUUCUUUGCGCGAGUCAUUCCAACUAUUUUCUGACCGUCACUCCCGAAGACGAAUAGUCUCAGAUAUUCAAUUUUCGCCUCAUUUCAACGAACUGCUUCUAUCGUCCUAUACCAAAAACCCGUCCGCUCCUCACGAACCUGCUGGUCUGGUUCUCCUCUGGAACGUUCACGCUCCGUCCAGUCCAGAAUAUUCUUUCACGGCUUCAUCAGACGUUCUUUCAGCUCGAUUUUCGCCAUUCCACCCAAAUCUAGUUAUUGGGGGUUGUUAUUCUGGACAAAUAUGUCUCUGGGAUACAAGAUCUUCGGGCAGAACCGGUCAGCCAGUCCAGAAGACACCUCAAUCAGGCUCACAUUUGGGACAUACUCAUCCAGUCUACAGUAUUAACGUGGUGGGAACUCCUAAUGCUCACAAUAUCGUGACAGCUUCCAUGGACGGAGUUGUGUGCUCCUGGUCCGUCGACAUGUUGACCCAAGCACAAGAGUACCUGGUUCUCAAUACCCCUGCUCCUGCCAGAACCGACGACCUUGCACCAACGAGCAUGAGCUUCCCAGCAUCUGACCCAACCUUUUUCCUCGUUGGUACAGAGGAAGGAGCUAUAUAUCCUUGCCACCGCUACGACCGAGCAGGUGCUCAAGCUGGCGUGGACAAUCGUGUUGCUUACCGCGGCCACUCUGCGCCUGUUAUGAGUUCUCAAUUCCAUCCUACACGUGGGCCUUUGGACCUAGGUGACCUCCUCCUCAGUUCGAGUUCGGACUGGAGCAUCAAGCUUUGGAGGGUCAAACCUGCUGCAAGCUCUGUUGCGACGGUUGCUGACAAAAACGUCAAACCCAUUCUCGAUAUCGCACGUGAAGACUUAGUCUAUGACACCAAAUGGGCUCCUUACAAGCCAUCCGUCUUUGGUUGUGUGACAGGAUCUGGUGACCUAGAGGUAUUCGACUUAAGCUAUGAUCUCGAGGUGCCGAUUACCAAAGUCAACCCUACUCGAGGUAAGAGCGGUAUCUUACCCUUCAAAGGGCUAAAUAAGCUGGCAUGGGAGGAGAAACGCGGCAGCCAAAUCGCCGUUGGUGGACUCGAUGGUGUAGUCACUGUCUUCGAUGUCGGUAAGGGCCUCCAGGGAGGAAAUACGGAGGUGAACGAAGAAGAAUGGAAAGCGAUGAAGCGGCUGGUAACCAGAUUAGAAGGUGCGAGUGCGAAAUAG
This is a messenger RNA of Exophiala aquamarina CBS 119918, 2034 nucleotides long. RefSeq names its product dynein intermediate chain, cytosolic. The transcript is spliced from 2 exons. Gene Ontology annotation, molecular function: dynein heavy chain binding; dynein light chain binding. NCBI's taxonomy places the organism in Eukaryota, Fungi, Ascomycota, Eurotiomycetes, Chaetothyriales, Herpotrichiellaceae. Gene Ontology annotation, cellular component: cytoplasmic dynein complex. Bases 1 to 2034 code for a protein of 677 amino acids. The record is from RefSeq and is a predicted model, not a curated record. Gene Ontology annotation, biological process: transport along microtubule.